Molecule: messenger RNA, 1544 nt
Organism: Myripristis murdjan (pinecone soldierfish)
Lineage: Eukaryota; Metazoa; Chordata; Actinopteri; Holocentriformes; Holocentridae
Product: calpain-1 catalytic subunit-like
Exons: 11
Coding region: 42-1544 (500 amino acids)
Biological process (GO): proteolysis
Cellular component (GO): cytoplasm
Molecular function (GO): calcium-dependent cysteine-type endopeptidase activity
Source: RefSeq, a predicted model, not a curated record
CUAUACUUGUUCCUCAGGCACUUCUACCAUUAUUUCGCAAAAUGCCUUCCACUUGUGUUACCAUGGUAAAUUGCCUCUAUGAACCUGGUGGUGUGGGCAGCCCUUCCAACCCAGAGAAAUUUCAAGGCCAAGACUAUGAGCAACUCAAGGAAUCUCUUCUCAGCAAGGGGGAAUUAUUUACGGAUGAUGCUUUCCCAGCAAAUCUUGAUUCUCUGGGCGAAAUAGAGGGUCUAACUGCUGAGCAGCUGAGAGAAGUGGAGUGGUAUAGACCCGGGGAACUGGGAGAAGGUGAUCCUUGCUUUGUUGUUGAUGGGGCUUCAAGGUUUGACUUCAGUCAAGGAGAAAUUGGCAAUUGCUGGCUUCUUGCAUCUUUUGGCUCGCUGACACUUCGGAAAUCAUUAAUGGCACAAGUGGUGCCUUCAGACCAGAACUUCAAGGAUGGCUACGCUGGAAUAUUUCACUUCAGGUUCUGGAGAUUUGGAAAGUGGGUGGAUGUUGUCGUCGAUGAUCUGCUGCCGACACGCAACUUCCUGCCAGUGUCAGUUUCCUCCAAAUCUGGGACUGAGUUCUGGGCCCCCCUGAUGGAGAAAGCUUAUGCCAAGGUGUGUGGCUCCUAUGGAGACAUGAUUGCUGGAAAUCCAUCGGAGGCCUUCAUGGAUUUCAGCGGCAGGGUGCACAUGAACUACAAACUCACCAAACAGCCCAGUGACCUGUGGGACGUGAUGACCAGAGCCACCCAGGCCAAAACUAUGAUGGGAUGUGCCACGUAUGGACAGGAGAAAGGAAAACCAGGAGAAGAGGCUGGUCUGGUGAGCGGGCAUGCCUAUGCCGUGACAGGAGUCAAACAGGUUUUGAGUGAAGGGAUGGAGGUGAAUCUGGUGAGAAUCUGGAACCCGUGGGGUCGGAAGGAGUGGAAUGGAGACUGGAGUGACAAAUCAGAGUUGUGGGAAACUGUUAGCUCUGACGUCCGUGACCAGUGCCUCAAAGUGCGCAAUGAUGGAGAAUUCUGGAUGACUCUUGAGGAUUACUGUGUCUACUAUGAAGACAUGGACAUCUGUUGUGACAGCCCCAACUUCCUGGAUGAUGAUGCUGCCUGCCAAUGGAAGUGCUCAAUGAAGGAAGGUUGUUGGGAAGCAGGGGAAUCUGAUGUAGGCUCUGACUGCGCUUCAGAGGAGUUUUGGAAAAAUCCCCAGUUCCGCAUCAGAGUGAAGGCAGUGGAAGGAGAGAGCCAAGGAAGCAAGAACAUCUUAGUGUCUCUCAUGCAGAAAUCUGAUGAAGAAAAGCGCAGCAAAGUGGAAUAUCACGCCAUUGGCUUCAUGAUCUAUGAGGUUCCACCAGAGGCACCAAAAGGGCAGCUCACCGCUUCACUGAUGGGAGACAGCUCCCCUCUUGAAGUCAGUACGUUCUGUUUUGCGAGGGAGAUCGUUGAGCUCCACAGCUUGCAGCCAGGAGAGUAUGUGAUCAUUCCCUGCACAUCCGAACCUGAGAAGACUUCAAGCUUCAUCCUCACAAUUUACUCCAAGGCAGAGGCCGAGCUGGAGUGA